Scleropages formosus (Asian bonytongue) is the source of this 1742-nucleotide messenger RNA. It is a transcript of the gene kcnk4b, whose product is annotated as potassium channel, subfamily K, member 4b. The record is from RefSeq and is a predicted model, not a curated record. The transcript has 8 exons. Gene Ontology annotation, cellular component: plasma membrane. Bases 318 to 1742 code for a protein of 474 amino acids. Gene Ontology annotation, molecular function: potassium ion leak channel activity; outward rectifier potassium channel activity. NCBI's taxonomy places the organism in Eukaryota, Metazoa, Chordata, Actinopteri, Osteoglossiformes, Osteoglossidae. Gene Ontology annotation, biological process: stabilization of membrane potential; potassium ion transmembrane transport.
CGAUUUUGCCAUCAGGGAAAUGGACGGUGCUCUGAAAACUGGGAUCUCGCUCCAUAGUCGGCACCGGGCGCGUAUGCAGACUCCCUCGAUGGCAGUCACCCCAGCAGCCACUUGCUCCAGAGCCGUGGGUCCAGGGACUCGAUUCUGAGCUGCAGGAAGAAAGGACACUGAAAAAGGAGGAGCAAGAAGGACAGAGACAGAUACAGAAAAGUAGGGCGAACUGGGGUCAGGGGGCCGUGACCCUGUGACCACGUCUGCCCCCUAGUCGCCCCCCGGGGGGCACCAGCACCGGAGGGCAGCCGAGCGAGGCCGUCGCCAUGCGCUGCUCCACCCUUCUGGCCAUCCUGACGGCCGUGCUGCUGUACCUGGUCCUGGGAGCGCUGGUGUUCCGCACCCUGGAGGAGCCACUCGAGCGCGGCAAACACAAUCAGCUGCUCAGCGUCCGCGAAGACUUCCUGAGGAACUACACGUGCGUGAGCCCCGAGACGCUGCUGGCCUUCAUACAGGAAGUGGCAGAUGCUGUGGGAGCGGGUGUAGAUCCCACCAGUAACACCACCACCUUUUCCAGCCAGUGGGACCUGGCCAGUGCCUUCUUCUUCUCUGGCACCAUCAUCACCACCAUUGGUUUCGGGAACAUCUCCCCCAAGACAGAGUGGGGUCAACUCUUCUGCAUCUUCUAUGCCCUGGUCGGCAUCCCCAUGUUUGGAUUCCUGCUGGCCGGCGUCGGGGACCACCUGGGAACGGGCCUGAGAAAAGCUGUCGCCAAGGUGGAGAUGCUGUUCCUGAAGUGGAGAGUGAGCCCCACCAUCGUGCGAAUCAUCUCGGCCCUCUUCUCCAUCCUGCUGGGCUGCCUUCUGUUUGUCGCCGUGCCUAUCUUCAUCUUCCAGGAGGUGGAGAAGUGGACCCUGCUGGAGUCGGCUUACUUCGUGGUCAUCACCCUCACCACAGUGGGCUUCGGAGACUACGUGGCAGGUGACAGUGGUGAUGGUGGCAAAGACCACUGGUACAAGCCUUUGGUCUGGUUCUGGAUCCUGCUCGGCCUUGCCUACUUCGCCUCCAUCCUCACCAUGAUCGGCAACUGGCUACGGGUUCUGUCUAAGAAGACGCGUGCCGAGAUGGAGGAGCUCCGAGCACACGCCACGGACUGGACGCAGAACAUCCAAAACAUGUCUGUUGAUUUCCGCAUCCCCAACCCUCUAGACGACCCCUUCAAGCGUCGCCGGCGGAAACGACGACGUGGUCACCGUACACAGGGCCAGGGGGCGGGGCAGGACAAGACGAGGGAGGGUCCGGAGAGUGCUCAAGCGGGCUACAGUCAGUCGGAGUCGGGAUCCUCAUCUUCGUAUUCAGAUGCGUCGGACUCGGGAUCCGAGUCGACGGAGACAGAGAGGGUGGGUGAAGGGGGUCAGGGGAAGGAUUUAAUGGGUGAAACGACCCCUCCGCAGCCCCUACCUGAUCCCAUCUUCUCCCAGCCUCUGGACUACUUUGGGGAGAACCUGGCCUAUAUCGAUGAGUCAUCAGAUGCGCGAAGUGGGAGGUUCAGACUUGAAUCGGCUGCAGAAGUGGCCCACCCCAACUCCACCACCCAUUCAAGAGCCAAAAGGAGGCGCAACAGGCGGCAACUCAACCGGAAGAUCCCAAAAAAGACAGAGGUCAACGGGAACUCCGAGUGGAAGGAACCCAAUGGUGACAUCCAGCCACCGCCCCAACCCCCACCCCCUCCUCCCCAACCCCCUCAGUGA